This is a messenger RNA of Capronia epimyces CBS 606.96, 2526 nucleotides long. RefSeq lists its product as uncharacterized. Lineage: Eukaryota; Fungi; Ascomycota; Eurotiomycetes; Chaetothyriales; Herpotrichiellaceae. The record is from RefSeq and is a predicted model, not a curated record. Gene Ontology annotation, molecular function: DNA-binding transcription factor activity, RNA polymerase II-specific; zinc ion binding. Bases 1 to 2526 code for a protein of 841 amino acids. Gene Ontology annotation, biological process: regulation of DNA-templated transcription. The transcript has 2 exons.
AUGUCUGCUUCGCGCAAGACCAAGACUGUUCUCGAUAAUGACGCGACCGAUGCCGAAACCCAGCCGAAGAGGAAGAAAAUCCGGAGAGGAACCCGCAGUUGCUGGGAGUGCAAGCGGAGGAAGAUGAAAUGUGUGUUCGACUCGCCCACGGACGCCGUGUGCAUUGCGUGUCAGCGACGGGGGACCAAAUGUGUCAGCCAGGAGUUCCCCGAGGAGGUCUCGGCGCCGGUCGACAGGAGCCGCAUCAUGGGCGAUCGGGUGGUGAGGGUGGAGAACAUGGUUGAGCAGCUGUUCCAGAAAGUUGCCGUUGGCGAUAAUGGCCGGCUCGCCGGGGGCGGACUCGGAGGGACCGCCCGGAAUGGGAACGAUGGUGGAAAUACUGGCCAGGGCAUUCUCACUCCGGCGUCCAUUGGCUCGGAAUCUUCGCGAUUCCUGGCUUUAUACAAGCCAUCAGAGGACAAUGACAAUGACACGGGCGACAGUGAGAUCCUUCAUGACGCUCGUGGACUGUACAGACUUCGAUCAGUCCCCAAUACGCCGGCUGGACCGGGCAAAUACCGUCAGCUGUCGCGGGCUUUGCACGAGGCUUUACCCUCGCGAGACGACGUCGAGAUGAUAUGCAGACCCAGCGGCCAGCGUGGCGUGAUGUACCAUCAAUUUCUAACCAUACCGUACACGAAUCUCGAACAGGACGGGCUCGAAUCGCCAGAGAGCCUGCUCGAGAUACCUGGACCGGACGUGCACCCAGUUCUGAUCGCGAGAUACAUGCUCCACGUCGCCAGUCACCUGCAGAGCCUCCAUCCGGAUUACCACAAGAAGAUCCAAACUCUGUCGGAGGAGCCGCUGGCGAUGAUGAAACGGCUGGCAGACACGGCCAUCAGCCUGGUCACGACCAACGACGAACUCCUCGGCAGCAUCGAAGGGCUGGAGUGCGUCAUGCUGGAGAGUCUGUAUCAAAGCAACCUCGGGAAUUUGCGACGGAGCUGGAUCGCCGCCCGGCGAGCCAUGGUGAUUGCACAGGCGAUGGGCCUGCACCAGCCCGGCGGCGUGGCCCGAUACACGGUGCUGGACCCGGGCACGAAAGCCCAGCCACGGCACAUGUGGUUCCGCCUUGUCUUCUACGAUCGCCACCUCUGUCUGAUGCUGGGCCUUCCGCAAGGGUCGCUCGAUCGCCGAAUGGCGUCCGACGCCGCGUUCGCCGCCGACACGCCCAUGGGUCGUCUCGAACGCAUCCACUGUGCCAUCUCGUCGCGGGUGUUGGAGCGCAACGAGGCCGAGGCCGAGGCCGCCGACUCAAGCUCGCACGGCUAUGCCCUGACCCAGAGCCUCGACCGGGAGCUGCAGCGAGCGGCACGGAGCCUGCCCAGCAAGUGGUGGCUCAUGCCGGACCUGAGCGCGGCGUCCGACCCGCAGGCUCUGUUCUGGGACACGCGGCGGAUGUUCUUGCAGCUGUUCCACUACGACCUGCUCAACCAGCUCCACCUGCCCUACAUGCUGCGGUCGUCGGCCGGGCGCAAGUACGAAUACUCGCGCAUGACGUGCGUGAACUCGUCGCGCGAGGUGCUCUCGCGCUUCAUCACCCUGCGCAGGUUCAACUCGGUCACCUUCAACUGUCGCACCGUCGACUUCCUGGUCCUGAUGGCCGCCAUGACCCUGCUGCUGGCCCACCUGGACAGCCACCGUCACCGCUCGGGUCAGGCCGAGAACCUCCUGGCCCACCAGUACCUCAGCGACCGUGCCAUGAUGGAGCAGGCACACGAGAACAUGGUCGAAAUCACUCGUGUGAGCGCCGACCCGCUGAGUGCACAGAGUGCCGACCUGCUGCGCCGCCUGCUGGCCAUCGACGCCGAGGCGGCCGACGGCCAUACACAUGGUGCCGAGAGCGUGAGUGUGCAGACACAUGGCACCGAGACGGCCGCGCCGGACGGAGAGGAUGACCGCAACAGCGACAGCAUCGUGCGCGUGCACAUUCCUUACUUUGGCAUCAUCAAGAUUGCUCGCGAGGGCCUCAUCUCCAAGGAAACACCAACACCGCCCAAAUCACGACCUCCAGGGGUAAACACCAGCCAGCCUCGGCCCAUGGUCCCGGUUGGCAGAUCCAGUGCCAGUGCCACCAGCUCGGAAUCUCUGCAGCGCCAUUCAGGCCUUUCUGGGACUGCUCAUGUCGAAGCCAGUUCCAGUUUAUCAUCCGUCGGAGCGGGCUAUGGCAGUGUCAGCAAUCUUCGCACCGUGCCGCGAGCAGCAUCCAACGCCUGUCUGGAGCCCCCGGGUGGGGUUCCAGUUCCGUCCACCACCAGCGACGACAACGGGUUCACACCACACUGGGAGUUGACCCCGCAACUCCCCAGUGCCACUGUCGGUUCCGACUCUCUACUACAGCAGCUCCCCUACCCUGGGGCAACGGCCGGGGUGGACGACUGGGCGUUCCAGGGCGUCGACAUGGCCUUUUUUGACAGCUUGAUGAGAGGCGCCGGGGACGACGGAGAGGGUGGGGCGGAAUGGGCGGCUUGGCCGGACGGGUCUUGA